Molecule: messenger RNA, 2775 nt
Organism: Striga hermonthica
Lineage: Eukaryota; Viridiplantae; Streptophyta; Magnoliopsida; Lamiales; Orobanchaceae
Source: the annotation of a GenBank genome assembly
AUGGUUUCUAUUUCAAAUGGUGAUCUGGGCGAGGUCUCGAACAAGCGGCCUUUGGAGAACGGCUGCAUACCCAAAUACAAGCCCAGGAGAGUAUCCGCAGUCCGGGACUUUCCCCCUCAGUGUGGUCGUAAUCCCAUGCCGGUGAAUAUGAAACCUGAAGAAAUUAGAGGCAGUGAAGCUGUGCCUGUGAUGGCUAGCACUUUGGAAAGACCUCGAAUGGCUGAAAUAAUUGGGUCUCGGGCUGUAGGAAAUUCUGAAGCCAUAAAAACAGAGAGUAAUGAGGUUAAUACUGCUGAAAUGCCCAAACUCGAGACGGGUUGCGAGACAAAAAUAGAUACCGACAUACAUGGUGACUUAAAUAGUAGCGGUGUGAAAAACUCUAAUAACAUGGUGGAGUGUGAAUCGCAUGAAGCAUUCAAUGUUUUUGUGGAUGUGAAUAUGAUUGAGUCGUUGGAUGAGUUGGUGGGGAAAAUCACGUCAAGUGCGGAUGUCGAUGAGAAAUUGUCGACUCGGCCACCCGGAUUUCAGUUGCGGAAUGAAGUAAAUAAUCCUAUUGAAGUAGAAAUGCCUCAAUCAAUGGACUUGUUUGUUGGAAACGUGACAACUACAACAAUAGAGGAAAUGGAAGGUUUUGCGAAUGCUGAUGAAAAAUUGAUCACAUACGGUAAGCGUGAUGAAGUUAAUACACUGGACGGCAUGAAAACUGAUUCUCCUAACAAAGAGACUGAGGCUACAUGCCAGGCAACGCUGAACGAAUCAAAUAAAGUGGAAAUUUUGACUUUGGUUAAGAAAUCAGGUAUGGAGGAGGCCAAGUACCCAUCUGAUCCCUCUGUUAGAGGGAAGGACAAGUACCGGAGGAGGAGUGUGUCUGCAGUUCGUGACUUUCCUCCUUACUGCGGGAGAAAUUUUUCUUUACCGACUGAAAAGUGCUAUCCCGAUGGAGUUGAGAAACUCAAAGUAGCUUCACAAGAAGUUCCGUCAGAAACUGUUCCCCAGGAUGCGACAAUAAAACCGAUAACACCAACUUCCCAAGCAAAAUGUCUGAGUGGACUUCAAAACAACCGUGUCGGGAAAGGUUCAGCCGCAUUGAAUGAUGGUGGUGCUGAAGGAUGGCCAACAGGUUCGGGAGAAACCAACAGGACAUUACAGCAAAGCAUUAUUCGGGAAACAGAAAUGAAUGAUGCUUGGGCUCAGGAUGAAGACAUGCGUGAGAUCACUAACCCUGUUUCGGCUGAAUGUGCUGGGAAAAUUGUUGUUUAUUCUCCAGGAAAACGGGCUUCUAGCUCUGAGAAUAACGAGGAUAGGAAGACUAUAUAUGCUCUGAUGGCCAAACGGGAUGAAAAUAUCGAGCCUUCGCAUAGUGCUUCUAGCUCAGAUGAUGAGGACAAUAGGAAGAUUAUAUAUGCUCUAAUGGCCAAACCAAAUUGUCCGUGGAGAAAAGAAAAAACACCUCUGAGCAUUAACCAUGGCUUGAAAAUGAGUGGAGGAAGAAAUAAGAAGGUGAGCUCCUCCUUGCGGCACAAAUCAAAGGCCGUUGCUAAGAAAAGUAUCCAGAGCGUAAAAUCCUCAGUGCCUCCUUCCAAGAAGCUCAAGAAAGUCCGUAUGAGUAAUGAUGACGGAGACGAUGGGAGUCUCGAAGAAGCCUUGCUCCCUGCUGGCGGUGAAGGGCGAAAAGGGAAAUUCCCCACCAAAACUCGCAAACAGCAAGAUUUAGAGGUCACCCUACCCCCCUUUGGCCCCAACACCUCUGGCCAUGGAGACGCCCGUAACAAAGUCCGAAACACCCUUCGCUUGUUCAACGCCAUAUGCAGAAAGCUCCUGCAGAAAGAAGAAGCAAACUCGAGUCUUGAAGAAGACGAGGGCAAACCAGUAAAAAACGUCAGAAGAAUCGACCUUUUUGCCGCCAAGGCUAUCAAGGAAAAAGGAGAAGAAGUCAACACCGGUAAACAAAUCCUUGGUGAAGUUCCCGGAGUUAUUGUCGGGGACGAGUUUCAGUAUCGAGUCGAGCUCGCCGUCGUUGGCAUCCACCGCCUGUACCAAGCUGGCAUAGACUCCAUGAAGCUCAACAAUGGUUUAUUGGUCGCCACUAGCAUCGUCUCAUCCGGGGCUUAUUCGGAUGAUCUGGAAAACGCGGACGUCUUGAUAUACUCUGGCCAAGGAGGAAAUGUUGUCGGGAAGCAAAAGCAACAGCCCCAGGAUCAAAAGCUCGAGAGGGGCAAUUUAGCCUUGAAGAACAGCAUCGAUGCGAAAACGCCCGUCCGCGUGGUCCGAGGGUGGAGGGACAAAGCUGUCGACCCUCUCGAACCAAAACCUAAACUAGUGACGACUUAUGUGUACGAUGGGCUGUACACGGUCGAGAGGUACUGGACUGAGACUGGGCCCCACGGCAAGCAGGUCUUCAUGUUCGAGCUGCGCAGGAACCCCGGCCAGCCCGAGCUCGCCUGGAAGCAGUUGAAGAAGACGAACAAUGCCCGUUUCCGGCCCGGCGUGUGCGUCAAGGACAUAUCAGACGGGAAGGAGCCGUUUUGCAUUCCAGCCGUGAACACUAUAAACGACGAGAAGCCGCCUUCGUUCGAGUACGUCCGGAAGAUGAUGUAUCCUGAGUGGCACAACGCCGUGGCGCCACCUGGCUGCGACUGUGCUGGCCGGUGCUCAGACUCGAGAAAAUGCCGGUGUGCAGUCCGUAACGGUGGGCAGAUUCCGUAUAAUCGCAAUGGGGCACUUGUGGAGACCAAACUCCUCGUAUUCGGGAUUCCCAUGGCAAUAUUAAGGUGA